AGGAGGGAGGAAGCACAGGGGACCGGACAUGGUGUGUGAGGAGAGCUUGGUGGUGUACACACCCUUCGUGGGGAAGAUCAACCACAAGCCCUACGGAAACAGCAAUGCCACCAACAACAGAGUCCAGCUUUCAGGAUUCUGUGUUAAGUUGUCCUACAUCAAACAUGAUGACCCCAUCAAGAAGGGAGAGAAAAUCAGCAUCCUUCCACAGGUCUACCAAGGAAUCACAUCCCAUGUCCAUAUCUAGAACUGUGACUUAACAGAUCCUACUCCCAACCUGUACACCAGGGGCAAAGCCUUCAGCCCUCCACUUCUGUAUUCAUUAUUUGCCUGGGCAUAG
This is a messenger RNA of Antrostomus carolinensis (chuck-will's-widow), 340 nucleotides long. RefSeq names its product leukocyte cell-derived chemotaxin-2-like. The record is from RefSeq and is a predicted model, not a curated record. NCBI's taxonomy places the organism in Eukaryota, Metazoa, Chordata, Aves, Caprimulgiformes, Caprimulgidae.